AUGCGCUCCCGGAGGCUCGUCGGCACCGGCCGUCUGAUCGCUCUGCUCACCGCAGCCUUCCUGACGCAGGGAUCCGCUUACUUCGGACUGACUGCCAAGGAGCCUCUGGCUGUGUUGUCCGCCCCGAUCCUGCACGACUCUGACCCGGGGAGUAUUUACCUGAAACAGUGCGAGACGUUGAAGCUGUACCGCAGACAGAAGCGGCUGUGCCGGAGAGAGCCCGGGUUAGCGGAGGGACUGCGGGAUGCCAUCCGCCUGAGCGCCAUCGAGUGUCAGUACCAGUUCAGGACAGAGCGCUGGAACUGCAGCCUCGAGGGCAGGAGCAGUCUUCUCAAGCGGGGCUUUAAGGAGACGGCUUUCCUCUUCGCCAUCUCCUCCGCUGGCCUGACCCACUCGCUGGCCAGGGCCUGCAGCUCGGGCCGUAUGGAACGCUGCACAUGCGAUGAGUCUCCAGACCUGCAGAACAGAGAGGCCUGGCAAUGGGGCGGCUGCGGGGACAACCUCAAGUACAGCAUCAAGUUCCUCAAACACUUCCUGGGCCAGAGGAAGGCCAGCAAAGACCUGCGGGCAAGGGUGGACAUGCACAACACCAACGUGGGCAUCAAGGCUGUCAAGGCUGGCUUGAAGACCACAUGUAAAUGUCACGGGGUGUCUGGCUCAUGCGCAGUGAGAACCUGCUGGAAGCAGCUCUCCUCGUUUCACGAGACGGGCCACCUCCUCAAGCUGAAAUAUGAAGCUGCUGUCAAAGUGCACAGCGUCACCAACGAUGCCACGGGGGAAACCGAGCUCAUCAGCCCCAAGAGGCACAGUUACACCUUAAAGAACCACGUGCCAAGGACUACAGACCUGGUGUACAUAGAGGACUCGCCCAGCUUCUGCCGACCAAGUAAAUAUUCUCCUGGAACAGCAGGAAGGACCUGCUCGAAGGAGACAAACUGUGAAAGCAUGUGCUGUGGCCAGGGCUACAACACACAGAGCCUCCUGGUAACCAAAGCCUGUCACUGCCAGGUUCAGUGGUGUUGUUAUGUGGAGUGUCAGCAAUGCUCUCAAAGGGAAGAGAUCUAUACCUGCAAACACUGAGCAGCUGGGGGGAGGGAGGGAGAGAGUGAGGCCAAGAAGGAAGGACGGUAGAUAGACAGAACGAGAGGAAGAAAGCUGCAAACAUCUUUGCUUUGUGUAUUCCCACAACAAGUGGCUGCAGUGCAUUGUAGAAUUCCAGAGGGGAAAUGCAUUGGAAUUCAGGAUUCAGCUUCUGGACUCUCCAGUGAAGACAUGAUUGACAUGAACACAAAAGGCUGGUUAUCGAUUGAGAAUUGCUUCAGCUUGGCGAAUCCAGGUCCAUCCACACUGCUCUACAGAAGUUCCCGUGGGAAAUUGACCGGGUAGACUGAGAGAACUUGGUGCACCAACCCCAGGGCAGGUUUGGAUCAGGAAGCCAUUACUGCAGUCAGACCCAAGGCUCACAUUGACGCUACAGACCACAAGAACUUGCAUUUAUCUAGCGCCCCUCAUGUAGGGUAGCGUUCAGAGCG
Messenger RNA from Callorhinchus milii (elephant shark), 1532 nucleotides. RefSeq names its product wingless-type MMTV integration site family, member 9B (gene wnt9b). Gene Ontology annotation, molecular function: cytokine activity; frizzled binding. NCBI's taxonomy places the organism in Eukaryota, Metazoa, Chordata, Chondrichthyes, Chimaeriformes, Callorhinchidae. Gene Ontology annotation, cellular component: extracellular region. Gene Ontology annotation, biological process: multicellular organism development; cell fate commitment; neuron differentiation. The transcript has 4 exons. The record is from RefSeq and is a predicted model, not a curated record. The coding region runs from base 1 to 1080 and encodes 359 amino acids.